This is a messenger RNA of Cryptomeria japonica (Japanese cedar), 2043 nucleotides long. Its product is annotated as cytochrome P450 CYP72A616. The transcript has 5 exons. Lineage: Eukaryota; Viridiplantae; Streptophyta; Pinopsida; Cupressales; Cupressaceae. Gene Ontology annotation, molecular function: heme binding; oxidoreductase activity, acting on paired donors, with incorporation or reduction of molecular oxygen; monooxygenase activity. Bases 237 to 1808 code for a protein of 523 amino acids. The record is from RefSeq and is a predicted model, not a curated record.
GGGGAACACUCCACUCUAACAGUGCAACUCCAAGGUCAAAAAUUGUACGUCGCAUUGGUCGUAACAGUGCUGAGUUAGAGUGGGGAACACUAAACUCCAUCCACUUUAUAGAAGGAUAUCUGCACAUUUGUUCAUGUGGAAAGAAGGCUCACAACAAAUUUCCUCAGUCCAUCCACACAGAACAAGGAAGCAGAAGUUGCAUUCAGAACAAGGAGGCAGAAGGUGCACUCUGAAUUAUGGCAAUGGAAAUGGGUGGAUGGAGAGGCAUUUUGAUAUGGGGUGUAGUGUUAAGCUUGGCACAUGUGAUGGCGAAAAUAGCGAGAGCCGUAUGGUGGAGGCCUCGACAACAUACAAGGUGUUUUGAAGCUCAGGGUAUGAGGGGGCCUUCCUACAAACUACUCAAUGGCAAUCUUCCAGAGAUGAUGAGGAUGAUGGAUGAAGCCAAAUCGAAGCCAAUGGAGUUUUCUCAUCGAAUAGUACCCCGAGUUCUGCCCCAUUAUUACACCAGUGUUAACAAAUAUGGGCGGUUCUUCGUAUACUGGUUUGGUACGAAAGCGAAGGUGAAUAUCCCAGACGUGGAGCUCGUUAAAGAAAUUCUUUCCACCAAGUUCGGACAUUAUGAAAAGCCGCCUCUAAACCGUAUAACGAGGCAGCUGAUGGGAGGUGGGCUCGGUUCUUUGGACGGCGAGGAAUGGGCAAAGCACAGAAGAAUAAUCAACCCAGCUUUCUACAUAGAACAGUUAAAGGGGAUGGUUCCCACGGUAGCGGCCAGCGCUUCAGAUAUGAUAAAACGGUGGAAGGAGAGAAUCGGUUAUGAUUCAGAGGGAGAGAUAGAAGUAUCAAAAGAGUUUCGCGAUUUAACAGCAGAUAUUAUUUCCCGAACAGCCUUUGGAAGCAGCUAUGUUGAAGGAAAGCAUAUAUUUGACAUGCAGGUGGAACAACUUAAUCUGAUUAUUGAAUCCAUUCGUACAGUUUAUAUUCCUGGUUUCGGAUUGUUGCCCACAAAGAAAAACAGGCGACUUUGGAAACUAGGAAGAGAAAUAAACAGGUCAUCGAAAGUGUUGAUUGAAGGGCGAGAGCGAACAUUGAGCAUGGAUAGCUCUGAAAGUUAUAGAAAUGAUCUGCUGGGUAUUAUGGUAGCUAAAAUUAAGAAAGAGCCAGGAAGCCCCCAAAAUGCAUGCAUGACAGUUGAAGAGAUCAUUGAGGAGUGCAAAUUUUUCUUCUUCGCUGGUCAUGAAACAUCAUCUGCACUUUUAACAAGGACGAUGGUUUUGCUCGGGAUGCAUCAAGAGUGGCAAGAAGCAGCUAGAAAAGAAGUCGUGGAAGUCUGCGGAAAAGAUGUUCCCCACAAUGACACCAUCAACCAGUUGAAAAUUGUGACAAUGAUUCUGAAUGAAGCUCUGAGAUUGUAUACCCCCGCGAUACAGUCGAGUCGACACACUUACAAGGGUAUGAAGCUGGGCGACUUCAAUAUUCCAGCUGGCAUAGAACUUUCAGUUCCAAUUAUUGCAAUCCACCAUGACCCAGAGCUAUGGGGAAACGAUGCAGACGAGUUCAGGCCUCAACGAUUUGCUGAGGGUGCUGCUAAGGCUUCUAAACAUCCGAUGGCAUUUAUGCCAUUUGGACGGGGACCUAGAGCUUGUGUAGGCCAGAAUUUUGCUAUGAUUGAAGCUAAGGUAGUUCUGGCAAUAAUUUUGCAGCAGUUCUCAUUUUCUGUAUCCCCAUCUUAUGUUCAUGCACCUGCCACCGUCGCCACUCUGCAGCCUCAAUAUGGAGCUCAGAUAAUUGUUCAUCUACUACAAAAUUGAAUAAUCUUUGACGAGAGGUGAUGGAAAGGAGUAAAAACCCUUUCAUUGUGAGAAACAAAGUAGUUAACUAGGUAAUAAGUUAAAUUCAUGGUGAAGUCGUCGUUGUAUCUUGAAAUAGCAACAAUAAUAAUGAAGGCAUGAAAGAGCCUUCAAACUUAGGAACCAUACUCACCUUGAUGUGAAAUUAUGUUCAACUUCAUAAUUAAAGUGCUCUACCUAUAUGGUGGUCUAAAUA